UCCAGCCUGCCAGGGUCAUUGUGGGAGUGGGACUCUGAGAGGAUCCGGAUCGCAAAUCUAUGGGCUUAAUCUUGAAUCUUCGCAAAGGGGAAGCAGGAAAUAUCGGUCGGGGUCAGGCGUUGGAUCUUUUUCGCUUUUCGCAGAUACAAAAGAAAUAUCUCACAGGCUCUUGUUUAUUACGCUGACGCAAGUGAUGCGCGACUAACCUCGUCAACCACCGCCGCCUCCGCCAUGUCCGGCGUUGAGUCGCCUGAUCUUCACACUCCGACAUUAGACAGGGAGUCUUCGGGGCUCAUUCAGUCCAUUUCCCAGCAUGGAGGCUAUGCUUAUGUCAGGAUGGCGUUUCUGGCGGCCGCCGGUGACUUUCGCGCUGCUGAAGCGGCUCGUGAGAUGGCGUGGGAGCAGCUUCACUCGGGGCCCUGGUACUCUGUCCCCCCGGUGUGGCGUGAUGCAUACUCUAUGGCUUGCCUCCUCGUGGCCAGGUACCAUUAUAGAACUGGUGAGUUCAAGGAGGCCCUUAGGGCUUUGGAUAUGGGUCUUAUCAUGGGAGGAAUGCUUCUAAGGAAGGACUUGGACUCUGCUGUUGAGAAAGUUUCGGUGGAGGUCAGAAACAUUGGGGUUUCUGAAGAUUGCUGUGGAGGUUUGAAGUAUGAGCAUCCACUUGUUAAUCAGCAACUUAAUAACACCGAGGUGCUCCAACUUCUACCUUUCAAGUCUCUUUCAAGUAAAACUGUAUUGAAGAAGGCAGCUCUGUCAUUGGAAAGAUUUCUAAAAGAUUAUUACCUAUCCCGUUCCCCAGUUAUUAUCAGUGAUUGUAUGGAUCACUGGCCAGCCAAGGCAAAAUGGAAUAACAGAGAUUAUUUGAAGAGAGUUGCUGGUGACCGUACAAUUCCAGUCGAGGUCGGGAAGAACUACCUAAGUGCAGAGUGGAAGCAAGAGCUAAUUACUUUCUCCGAGUUUCUUCAGCGGAUUGAUUCUCCUGGCUGCUCACCUCUGGGCCCUACAUAUCUUGCUCAGCAUCCAUUAUUUGAUCAGAUAACUGAGCUUCGGAAAGAUAUUUGUAUACCAGACUAUUGUUUUACUGACGGAGGUGAGCUUAGAUCUGUCAAUGCUUGGUUUGGUCCAGCUGGGACAGUAACGCCUUUACACCAUGAUCCACACCAUAAUGUAUUAGCGCAGACAUUGCUAAAAUCUUUCUGAAUAAAGGCCCGAGAAGUAUGGACACAGAACAUCACAAAGAUGGUGGAAGACAAAAUUUGAAGUGUUGCGUCUUGUUAAUACAAGUAUUCUGCGACAGACGUGGAGAUAGCUCUUUCCUAAAGUACUCAUAUUUCAUGGAUAAAAGAUUUUUUAUAAAUAUAAUUUAUAUCAACAACUUUUAUUUGUCCCCUUGAAGAAAAGGAAAGCAAAGCUUGAUUACAAAGUCAAAAGAGGCGAGAAAAGUUAUAUCUUUUUAUGCCUAUAAACAACAGUACAUUCUGGAAUAAAGUGAUCAAGGUAAGUGGUAAGAGGGAUGCUAUGAUGAGCACUCUUGGCAAUGAGGUCGGCUGAUUGCCUCACGGUAAAAAAUGAUGUAAUUCAGACCCAGUUAGCUCAGCCAUGUUGUAGCGGAUGCCUUGUACUUUUUCCCAGAAAGGAUGUCCAGGAUGGCCAUCACGAAAGAUGAGGUUCAAAGCUUUGAGUGAGUCAAUGAACAUGAGUACUGAUGACAUUUGAAGCUGUGUACAGAUUCGAAUCCCUUAUGAACAACUAUGAUAUAUUGUGCAUGGCUUUUUUUUCCAUCCUUAAGUUCUCUAAAUCGUAAAUCAUGUGUUAAGCCAAAUAAGAAAAUGAUUCUCGUAAUCUUGGCACUCUUACAAUUCAUUAUCGUUUCUGUUGUCAACUUUCUACACCUCCCAAAACAGUACGGAUUCAUAUCCUGUUUGGACUUCUCUUCCUCUCCUGUUAGUUUACAUGCUUGAAAGCUAUCUGAAGCCCCAUUACGUAAAAUGAUAUGAGCAUGACUGGGAUCAAUGUUAU
This is a messenger RNA of Prosopis cineraria, 2019 nucleotides long. Its product is annotated as lysine-specific demethylase JMJ30-like. Lineage: Eukaryota; Viridiplantae; Streptophyta; Magnoliopsida; Fabales; Fabaceae. Bases 232 to 1200 code for a protein of 322 amino acids. The record is from RefSeq and is a predicted model, not a curated record. Gene Ontology annotation, molecular function: 2-oxoglutarate-dependent dioxygenase activity. The transcript is spliced from 5 exons.